Messenger RNA from Lycium ferocissimum, 535 nucleotides. Its product is annotated as serine/threonine-protein phosphatase 7 long form homolog. The coding region runs from base 65 to 535 and encodes 156 amino acids. The record is from RefSeq and is a predicted model, not a curated record. The transcript is spliced from 4 exons. NCBI's taxonomy places the organism in Eukaryota, Viridiplantae, Streptophyta, Magnoliopsida, Solanales, Solanaceae.
UGCGCGUCUAUACCUACUCAUCAUAUUCGGGGCCAUCCUGUUCUCGAACACUUCGGGUUCGCAUAUGAGCUUGAGGUAUCUUCGGUAUAUCGACGAUCUCGCCGAGAUAGGAUGUUAUAGUUGCGGCGCUGCUGUGCUGGGCUACAUAUAUCGAGGAUUCUGCCGAUGUUCUAUGGGCACGAGGGUAGAGGUCCCUGCAUUUUGCUCGCUCCUUCAGAUAUGGGUGUGGACUAGGUUGAGACCUUUUCAGCCCAUACCAGCUCACCCUCCCGCUGACUAUCUUACUGUGCCGAUGCCAUACGCGCGGAGAUGGUCGCGAGGCGUACGCCGACGUGUGGAGACGCACCACAGCCUUCUCCCGUUUAGGGAUCAGCUAGACCGCAUGACGGCGCAGACGGCUUUUAUAUGGACGUCGUAUGAUCAUAUUUUGGAUGACCUGCGGCAUUUUGUACGGACCGUUCAGACGAUGCGCUAUGAGAGCAUUGCCCGUACGGAGGCCCCCGAGACGGCGGAGUAUACAAAGACGGAUGAUUGA